GCUCUCGGGCGCGGGUGAAGGUCGUGGCCCAGGAGUCACAGUUGGUGAGGGAAAAAGUGGACGGUUACGUCAGAGGACAGCCGGAUCCCGAGCAGAAUGAGCAGUCGGUCUCCAGAACCGCCACCAACAUUCGUGUCGGGGCGCCGAUCCGUUCCGAGAAGCGUAUGAACUUCGUUUGGGUCGUGAAAGCUGGAGCUCAAAAGGGCCAAUCCAAGUACUCCUUAGACCCGGAGUCCGCGUACAUCGAUCCCAGGGACAAGCAGCGCGUGACCCGGGACAAGAUCUGCUGUGACGUCUGCGGCAACCUGCUACGUCGUCCCUACCGGGUCCGCUGCUACCGGCGCCGGACGCCUUAUGACCCCCCGGAGACGGAGGUGGACCGUAAGAUGGAAGCGGACAUUUAUUUGGUGGGACAUCGCUGUAUGAAAGGUCUGUUGGGUAUCCCAGGAGAGAAGUGUGCGCCGCGGAGUCAAAACACUCGUCUGCGGCUGGAUAUCCGAAAGACGUUGCUCAACGGGACCAUUUUUGAAAUGGAAGACAACAAGGAAGGCGAAGAGCAAAACUCCAAGGAGUUCAAAGAGACCGAGAUCGUCCAAGCUCUGCAGACGGAGCUGGCCAAGGUCAUCAGCGAAUGCGCGGGGCCCGAGGCCGCCUGGCGUCAGCUGCCGAAGGAGAGCGCGCCACGGGAGGUGGGCGUGCGCUCGGGCGCCGGCUGCCGGGCCUUUGAAGAGAGGCCCUACAACGAGGAGGAGGACGUCACGGAAGACGAGGGCGCAGCGGUCAUCAAGCUGCCGCCCAAGAAGCGCAACGUGCCGCGGGGACCAAAGCCCAAGGCCACUGUGGUCACAGCGGAGCCGGAACCGGAGGAAGAGGAGGAGGAGGAAGAACAAGGGCUCCUGCCCGAGCCGGCGAAACCCUCGCGUUUCAUGGACCAGCACAAGACGAUGCUGCCUCUGGUGGCGCAGAAGCUCUCCGAGGUCUCCGCUCCGCACAAGCUGUACUCCAAGGUCUUGCCUGGUUUCAGCCGCCCGCCCUUCUUGAUCGUGAUCCCCACCUACGGUCGUCCUGAUCGCCUGGUUCGCGAAACCUUGGCGUUCUUGAGGAGGCAAAAGAUUCCGCAGAAUCUCAUCGAGAUUUGGCUAGCGCCUGGCCAUGCGCCCGGGCAGAAGUUCUCGGAACGGGAGCGCUAUGAAAAGGCCCUGGCACCUGAGUGGCCGGACGUGCACAUCCGAACCGGAGUGAAGGGAGUGAUGCAGCAGAGAUGGCGAAUAGGCCUGGCGCAUCCCGAAGGAAUGCAUUUGGUGUCCUUCGACGACGACAUCCCGGAGGUCUUUGAAAAGAUCAAACCUGGAACGUCUUCAGACACGAUGCAACCCUUGGAGGCAGGAAGUUUGGAGGCCAUCAUCCACCACGCGCGGGAUCUGAUGCAUCAAGAGGGUUGCUACAUCUGGGGCCUCGCCCCUUCGGCAAAUCCUAUGAAUCUCGUGGUGAACAGGAUCUCCCGUCGCAAUGGCAUGGUGAACGGCUUUGCCUACGGCUACUUGAACCGUCAUGAUGAGUGCUUCCAGAGUUUGUACUGCUCCCCCACGGAAGAUGUGGAACGGAGCUGUCGUUUUUACGAGAAAGAUGGCGUGCUGCUGCGGUAUUUGAUGUAUGCCGCCCGAACCAAGUUCAAAGCGCCCGAUGGGAUCAGUUUGUUGUAUGAGAAUGCCCGCGCUCGAAAGCUUGACGAAGAGGCGGCGAUUGUGAAGAUCAGCGACGAGUUCCCGCAUCUCCUGCAGGUUCGGACUGGCGAGCGGCGAAGGAAAUCGGAGGAGGCCAUGAAUUUCACCUUCAUCAGUAUCGGGCAGGGUCCGUUGCUGCCCAACGGCGUGACGACCAAAGCCUGGGCCGCGGGGAUCUCCGGGCAGCCGCCCAUCGACACGGGCGCCACGGAAACGAAGGAAACGCAGGUCCUCUCGGAGGUCAAGGUUCAGGAUCCGAAGUUGAAGGCGAAGUUGACCAAACAGGCACAAGAUGAGAAGGAGUUGCUGGACAAGUGCGUUCAGAUCCAGGAAUACUUGCUGGAACAGCAGGAGGCAGCGGAAGAUGCGCUGCACACCGGCAAAGCGCCCAAGGAACAGACACAAAGCGUGCAGAAACUCUUGGAGAAUGUGAUCAACGGGGCCAAUGUGGACAAAGUGAUCUUUAGCAAACGGAAGGCGCCAAAGCCAGUGCCACCGCAAGUUGAAGCUCCAAGAGCCCAGGUCACGUCCCAGGACAAUGGCGUCGAGGUCGGCAAGCUCGAGGUGAUGAGGCCUCCGAUUCCCGCGUUACCUCUGGCGACGACUGCGGCUUUGCGACAGGAUGAGGGCGUGCAGGGCGCCGUGACGCCGCAGCACCUGCUGCUGGCCACGUCGCUGGCCAAGGUGCAGGCGCUGCAGCAGUUCCAGUCGCACAAUUGGAACUGGGGAAACGACUUCAGUCGCGACGAGUGGUGGAUGACCCGUGCCCCGGUGACGCCUCCGGAGCUGCGGCAGAGUCAGGUGCUGUCCGUGGACCUCAGCGAUAACGAGGCGGAUAACGAGGUGAUUUCCGCUUCGCCUGGGCACACGCCGCCUCUCCAGGGCCCAACGGAACCGGCGAACAAACGGGGCCUGUUGCGACCACCGGAGAGCGAUGACGAAGACGUGGAGAUCGUAGCGGUGAACGGUGAAACCCCGGGCGGAACGAUCUUUCCCCGGCUGGUGCCUCCGGAGGCGCCAGCCGCGCCGCGGCUGGUGCCUCCAGAAGUGCAAGGAGAGUCCAAAGAGCCAUCCCUACAUCCGGAACCAGCCACGGAGUCGGAGCGUCGAAGCUCUCGACGUGUCAGCCAAGGGGCAAUGGAAGAUGAAGAGAAGAACCCCAGCGCGGAAGUUGAGGUGCCGGAUGAGGUGCCUCCAUCUCCCAUCCGCGCCUCUCGGAAGGACAGCGUUCCAAAGAGCACCAGGGCUCGGCUUUUGGCCGACAGCGACGGUGGGGACCCACAGCUGAGCAGUGAUGACGCGCAGCCCAGCUGCGGCCUUGGCUUUCAUGGAUUUGGCAUGCCUACAAUUCUGGUCCCCAAAAUACCCGAGAAGCUGCUGAAGUGGAGGACCACAGUGAUGCUUCUCUACCACCCGCCAGCGCUGGCAGUGAAGAUAGGUCGUCCAGGUCGUCCAGGUCGCCAGAGGUCGUUGCAACAUGACCAGCAAAGCAACGCGUUACGCGUUCAUGCCAUGGCUCAGGAUGCCCAGGAUGCCCAGGAUGCCCAGGAUGCGCAGGAUGCGCAGGUCUCCAGGGCCCCUUCGGACGCACCGGAAGCGGAGGAGGACGUGCGGAGCGCAAGAAGAUCUCAACGUUCUGAAGUCUCCGUGCACAGCGCUGAGGUCACAUCAGACAGGGAAGAUCAUUCACCUGCAAAUGCUGAGGUGACCAAGCCGGAGAGGAGGCGAAGUGAUGCUUCCGCACCUUCAGAUGAUGAGAGACGCUCCAGGGCGAGCCGAGGGAGUUUACGGAGAAGUGAGGACGCACAAGCUGCAGAAGCUUUUUUGGGCCAUGAAUCCGAGGAUCCCAGUGAAGCCUCAUAUCGUCGCCAGCCAAGGCGGGACUUUGAAGCUGAUCAUGAUCAUCCCGAGGUGCCGACCGCGAAGCCGCGGAGGGCGAAGGAGUCGAAGGAGACGAAGGGGUCAACGAAGCCGGAGAGACGCACAGCAGACGAAGCAGAUGACAGCGACGUGAGUCGUGCCCGCCAUGCCUCUGAAGACGACGACCAUCGCACCUCUGCUGAGUCUCCUCGCUCCUCGCGGCAAUCGGCGCGGCAGUCUGUGGAGGAAAUGGUGCAGCCAGUGCAGCCACAAGAAAGAUCCACACCUUCGAAGCCGAAGAGACGCGUAGACGAAGCGGAUAAGGACGACGUGAGUCGUGCCCGCCAUGCCUCUGAAGACGACGACCAUCGCACCUCUGCUGAGUCUCGUCGCUCCUCGCGGCAAUCGGCGCGGCAGUCUGUGGAGGAAAUGGUGCAGCCAGUGCAGCCACAAGAAAGAUCCACGCCGUCGAAGCCGAAGAGACGUGUAGACGAAUCGGAUGAAAACGUCUCCCGGGUCUCCCGGAGCGUGUCCUCGGUUCGGCGGUUUCGCCAGGUCGAGGAGCCGAUGGAGCCGGAGAAGCACUCAGACGAAGCAGAUGAAAGCGUCCCCCUGUCCAGGUCGCCGAAGAGGAAAGAUCCGCCUCGGCGGCGAGACUCCUUGAAAGAUAUCCCACAGCAGGUGGUGAACCGUGCAGGAGCACCAGCGAGCCAGCGACCGGGCAAGGGAACUCUGGAAGGACGCGGAGCUGAUGUGUCGAAGCAGAAGGUGUCAAAUCGGAAGCAGGUGGACAGCGACGACGAAGCCACGCCGCGGGCGGCUUCAAAACCACAUGCAGAGCCACACUCCAGGCGAUCGGCACGUUCCAAGUCCUCACAACGAACCGUUGAAGCUGUAGAUGAGAGAGGAGGUUCCCAACGGGGGACUGCUGAUUUUCCACAGGACGAAGUUCCUCUUGGCGAUCGGAAAGUUCCCAGGACGUCAGCUAAGCAAAGGAAGGCAGAUGUGAAAGAUGCCGUCCACAACGAUGAGACGUCAAAAAGUCCAAGAAGAGCUGGAAGCAAGUCGCCAACCCCUGAGUCUUUCGGACGCCGAGCAGAUGUGUCGCCGUCCGCAGAAAAUCAGGUGGACCGCGACGGUUUCUGCGACGCUGGAAGCGACGUGGGAAGCGAAAAAACCGUGGAGCCGAGUGAAGAAAGACGUUCGAGGUUCAGCGAAGCCAGGAACUCGACGCCCCGAUCAUCGGCGCGAUGGUCCAUGGAGUCGGGCGUGGCGGUCACAGAUCACCAGCCUGUGGAGCGAGGUGUGCGAGGUUCUGAAAGACGAUCGGCCGCCAAUGCGCCACAGGAGCCUCCUGGGCCUUCUGCCGAUCAGAGGAGGGCCAAGAAGAGCAGCAAGGAUGCUUUGAAAGACGUUUGUGAAGAGGAAAGAUCAAAAAGUCCCAGAAAGACGCGAAGCAAGUCACCUGUAACAGCAGCUGCUGGGCCAAACUUGGCCACGGCCCGACGUUCGCAGCAAAGGUCUUCGGUGGUGCAGAAGGAUGGUGUGUUUAGCAGAGAUGCGAGUUCGACAGGACAAACCUCCAGGGAGCAAGGCAAGAAGGUGAAGCCGCUGAAGCCCGCAGAAACCAAAAGCGAGACGGAGAGGUCCACAUUUGGCGCAACGAGGCACCUGGAGGCUGUUGCAGACACCACGAUGCCAGAGGAACUGGAUGGGGUCGUGGAGGCCGCCCCUCCGCGCGUUUCUCGCUGGGCGCGCGGCCGCGGUGUCGCAGCACCUGACGCGGCGUCUGUCGCGGCGCUGCCAGGGCAAGUGCAGGGCGAUGCGGAGCAACGAGAGAGGACGCCUCCCCCACCGCAGCCUUUGCCCGUUGCGGAGCCUGCGUUCCAUUGGCAGCCACCCCCGCCGCCAGCCGCACAGCCUGCGGCGGUUUUUUGUCCUCCACCACCACCAGUUACCACAAGUUCUCAGGGUUUUCUGCCAGCCACGAUGGGAUCUUUGUACGGAUGGCAUGAGAGGGGCGCUCCAGAGGACCAGACAGUGCAGGAUCCAAAAGAGGCAAGACGAGAGUCACAGCGCCAGGAGUUGAUGAAACUCCAACAGCAGCAGCAGGAACUGCUCGCGGCGAGUUCAGCAGGGACUCCCCCGUCUCCAUAUUUGGUGCAAGAACCACUCCAGGCACCACCAGUGCCGCCCCUGAGUCCGCCGCGUUCGACGCGCUCGCAGGCAGAAGAAGUGCAAACAGCACACCGUCUUGCUCAGCACGUCCUAAGCAGCAGUGCGAUGCCUACGGCGCCUACGGCUCCACAGUCACGCCUUCUGGCACCUGCUGCACCCGCGGCACCUGCUGCACCCGCGGCACCUGCUGCACCCGCGGCACCUGCUGCACCCGCGGCACCUGCUGCACCCGCGGCACCUGCUGCACCUGCGGCACCUGCAGCCGUGCAAAAUGCACCGGUAUCAGCGGCCUAUCCCCGUGCACGGGAACUGGCGGAACAAAAGCGGCUGCUGAAAUCGGCUCAAGGAAGCAAGCUGCAGUCUGCCAGCAACUUGCAACGCCAGAUGCAAGCGCUUCAAGAACAGCAGCAUCAGCUUCUCCAGAACGCCGCAGGCGCCAAAGACCCCAGUCCUCGAACGGCGGGGCGCUCGGUGUCGCCCAUGCGUUCCGCCUCGCCGUUGCAAGCGGCCGCCCGGCCGCGCAGCACUUCCCCGGUGAACGGCGCCAUACCACCGGCCGCCAGUCGCCUGCAGCAACCCCGGGUGGUCGUGGCCAGACCUGCCAAGCAUGCGGCUGUGGCGGAUAGGGUGGCAGCAUAUGUGGAACCAACCACUCUCAACCAGAAGUCGCCAAGACCCGGCGGCGGACCCGGUCACGAGCGGGUCGAGCGAGUCGAGCGAGUCGAGUCACCGAGGUCUCCCGGGUGUCCCUCACGGGUCGUGCAAAAAAACGGCUCCAGUCCCUUUCACGCCGCACCUGCAAGCAUUGUGUCGCGGGAUUCUGCGUCACCACGGCGGGCAAGAUCCAAGACACCUCCUCCCAGCGACCAACCAAAGCAAAAAGCUGGGUCCAGUCCAAAAAGUGGAUCCAGUCCCUUUCGCACUACUGCAGCAAGCGUUGCGUCACGGGAUUCCGCUUCCCCACGGCGCGCAAGAUCCAAGACACCUCCUCCCAACCAACCGAUGCCGGCACCGGCACCUGUGGCACCUGUGGCACUGGCAACGUCGGCGUCGCGGGCGAGAUCCAAAACACCUCCAGCUGAUCCGCUGGCGUUCAAAGUUCGCCGCUCUCCUCCCGUGGACUCUGCGCCCAGCCUGUCCGCCCCCACGCAGCGGCUGCCGCGGAAGCCGGCGCUGCCGGUGAUGGCCAAGGCCAAGUCGGAGAAGAGCCUCUCUUCCUUCCUGCCCAGUGACGUCAAGUCGGGUUUCGCGGACAAAGUCAUGGCGAAUGGGGCGGGCCCCGAGGGGCCCAUGGCAUCCGAUGGGAAGGAGAAUGUCUAUAUGGGUUUUCGCAACGAGCAGGGCCAGAGGGAUGGCUUUGGAGUGAUGCAAGUGGAGAACGGCCCGACCUACACCGGGCAGUGGAGCGGUUCGAAACGCGACGGCCACGGCACGCUCUUCUUUGAGAAAGGCAUCUUUGAAGGUCAGUGGGUGCAGGGCAAUGCGCAUGGCAAAGGGAUGGUGCACUUUAAGAAUGGAGAUACCUUUCAAGGAGGAUAUGAGCAGAAUCGAAAGUGCGGCUUUGGGACGUACACCUGGGCAGAUGGCACCACUGAAGCUGGGGAGUAUUUGGAUGGGCAGAAGCACGGGCAACACCACUGGCAGCGUGGAACCGAGCGAUGGGAGAUGUUCUACGACAAGGGCGCCCUCGUGGGCACCAAGCGUCGUCCCGGCGGAACCGCCGGCGGAGGAAACUCAACAAGUUCCAGCGAAACGAAGAAGGAGUUCGUGGCACAGAAACUGGUCCUGGAUAAGGCGCGACCUGCACCAAGACCUACACCUCCGCCAAGUCCUCCCAGCGAGCCACGACAGGUGGCGUCGUCCCAGUCGAGCCGCUGUCGCUCCAACAGCGCCUUCCGCGCGCAAGGCUUCACGGAUGAGGAAAUCGCGUUGAUGGAAAGGAAGAGUCCGCCUGGGUCACCCAGCCCACUGCCAGACCGCGCGGCGCAGCCUGGGGGCCACUCUGGGCGCGUCUUCUUCCCCACCUCCGCGCGUACGCGCCCGCUCCACGCCGCGGCCGCGGCCCCCGCGGCACCCGCUGCGCCGGAGCUGCUACGGAUGGGCAAAGGUUCAGCCCCGCGACCAGCGCAAAACACGGGCAGGCGGCCCCAGCGGCGGAUGCUGCCGCGGGCGCCGCCGUGGAGUUAG
This is a messenger RNA of Cladocopium goreaui, 7949 nucleotides long. Lineage: Eukaryota; Dinophyceae; Suessiales; Symbiodiniaceae. The record is from the annotation of a GenBank genome assembly.